Recurvomyces mirabilis is the source of this 489-nucleotide messenger RNA. RefSeq lists its product as uncharacterized. The record is from RefSeq and is a predicted model, not a curated record. Lineage: Eukaryota; Fungi; Ascomycota; Dothideomycetes; Mycosphaerellales; Teratosphaeriaceae. Bases 1 to 489 code for a protein of 162 amino acids. The transcript is spliced from 3 exons.
AUGGACGGUCCAGACGCUUUGAUGAUCGAGAGCCGCAAGAUGAACCUACAUGCGUUCAUCGAACGCAACGGUAGAUUCGCAAAAUGGGAUAAAGCCGACCCCGAUGACCGCAGGGCAAUGUGGUUGAGCCGUCUGAAGGAGUUCCCAUGCGAAUCACCACCCAAUUCCUGUGAGGCUGGAAGCACGCUCUUCCCAUCGAGGAUAUCUGGGCAAUCAGAAGAGCAAAUCCAGUAUCAGAUGUGGGCCACCACAAUGUUCGACAUCAUGUGCGAGGCGGUCUGGAUGUAUCGCAUCCAGCCAAACAUGGACUUCCUGAAGACCAAUCAGACCGUCUCUGGCCAGCGCGAACAUCAGCAGAACAAGAGGAUCUUCACUACUUGGAAGACGCUAGCACAGUAUCCUCGUAUCAGGGAUCUGAAGAUGCCGAAGCAAGUUGACGACUGGGCGACGCGCGAGGGUGGCACUUCUGCACUAGCCAAACGAUCGUAG